AGUUAUUCGUAAACAGUUGAUCGGCAAUGACAUACGUCUUUUCGGCGGUGUUUGUCAAAAUUACAAGUUAUCGAACACAAAGUGAAUGGCCGAAAAAUAUGUAAUCUGACAAAAGUUGGCCAAAGUGAAUUUUGGAACAGAGAAAUAUUCAUGUUGUUUAAAAACAAAAAUUUAGAAACGAUAGAGAAAAAAAUAAUCGAAAAAAAACCAACAAAAACAGAAAGAAAGAUUGUUUUCAAAGAAGAAGAUAGAAGGGAAAAAAACGUUGAUUAGUGUUUUUAGUUUUGUGCACACAGAAAGAAGAAAAAAAAAACCGAAAGAAAAUUUCUUGAGUUAUUCACAAUUCGAAAAGCUUCGAUCAGUGUUUGAGUUUUGUGCAAAAAAAAUUGGUAAACAAAAUUCUUGCGUUACACACAAUCACGUUCCUCAUGAUGGAGGAUGCACAGCUCAUGCAAACUGAGCUGCCCAGCAUGAUAGGUGGCGGACUUGCAAAUGGAAUGAGCAUCGGUAUUAGUAAUGGCGGCGGUUUAAUUUCACAUCGACCACAUUUUCACCAUCGUUACGCUCCAUAUCCAUUACAUCGGCCGCAUUUACAAACCGUAUUGCCAUUUUUGCAUUCGCAUUCACAGCAACGACACAUCGCACUAGGCCAACAACCGCAGCAAUCUCAGCAAACCACAUCUUCGUCAUCAUCGUCGUCAUCGGUGCAUUCACAGAAACACAUCGAAGCGUCAGUCACCACAGAGGAGCAAAAUGAACCAGAGGGAACCCACGUUAGCCAUUUGUAUCCGGAAAUUUUAACACAAAUUUUCUCAAAACUCAGUGUACGCGAUAGGGGCCGAGCGGCCCAAGUGUGUACGGCAUGGCGAGAUGCUGCCUACGAGAAAAGCGUAUGGAAAGGUGUCGAGGCUCGACUGCAUUUACGACAAAAGAACAACAAUCUGUUUACAUCGUUGCAACGACGUGGCAUUCGCAAAGUCCAGGUGCUAUCACUGCGCCGAACAAUCAAAGACGUUAUCUCCGGUGUACCUAACUUAGAGACGUUAAAUUUAAGCGGUUGCUACAGCAUCACCGAUGCAAAUCUAUGCAAUGCAUUUAAUCAGGAUUUACCGAAUUUGAAAAUUCUCAAUCUGUCACUAUGUAAACAAAUCACCGACACAAGCCUCAAUCGAAUAGCAUACCAUUUGAAAAACCUUGAAAUCCUAGACUUAGGUGGUUGCUGUAACUUAACGAAUGCAUCGCUGUCAGCCAUUGCCAUAAAAUUGAAGAAAUUGCAACGACUCAAUCUACGAUCGUGUUGGCAAAUUACCGAUCAGGGUAUUUGCCAGUUGGCCGGUUUGAAUAAGGAGAAAGCAACGGCAUCGGACCAGCCGCUCUCAUUGAAAUAUCUCGGUUUACAGGAUUGUCCGCGGCUCACCGACGAAUCGUUGAAAUACAUUUCACAAGGUCUCCCAACCGUUGAAUCGAUCAACUUAAGCUUUUGUGUAUCAGUUACCGAUAGCGGUUUAAAAUAUCUAGCACGCAUGCCAAAUCUGAAGGAGCUCGAUCUACGAGCAUGUGAUAAUAUAUCGGACAUUGGUAUGGCCUACUUAACCGAAGGCGGAUGCACGGUUACCUCCCUCGACGUUAGCUUCUGUGAUAAAAUCGGCGAUCAAGCACUGAACCAUCUAUCACAGGGUCUGUUUCAUAUGCAUUCGCUGAGCUUGAACCAUUGUCAAAUCACCGACGAGGGUCUUAUGCGCAUCGCCAAAAAUCUACUCGACUUGGAAACGCUUAACAUCGGCCAGUGCGAUAAAGUCACCGACAAAGGUUUACAAUCACUGGCAGAAUAUCUACACAAUCUGCACUCAAUCGAUCUGUAUGGAUGUACGCAACUCUCGCAAAUGGGUCUGGAUGCGAUCAUGAAAUUACCAAAGUUGACUAGAGUGAAUUUCAGCCUAUGGCUCGUAAGGUGAUGGAGUUAAAUUGAGAAACUAUCUAAUCAUGCAUACCACCACUGAAAAUACCACCAAAAUCAUCAUCAUCAACGACAUUAACAAAACGAGCAACAACAUCAUUCACACGCCGACAGAGCCGACAAACAAUCGUUUGGUUUGCAAUUUUUUUUAUAGUUAAAUUUCACAAAAAAAAGAUGUAUUAGUACCUACAUUAGUAAAGGGUGUCCGAAUGCAAACGCGUGAGCGAUUCUUGGGGUGCAUCUCAAAACACGUUGGGAACACAAAAUGAAAUCAAUUUUCUCAUAUGGAUUAUAUCGUGCCAAUUUUACGUAGAAAAGAGUUCAUUCGUUUUUAAAUUCACGAUUCCAAUCCCGCAAUUUUUUUUCUCUAUCGAAUUAUUUUAUCGCCAUGUAGAGAUCCAUUUCUGUCGCCAUUUUAAUCGAGAACACUAAAAAAUCCAUCGCUUCAAAUCUAUUAAUCGAUUCAGAGAUUUGGCUACAUUUGAGCUGAAUCCAUACCAUCUUGACUAUUUGUUGGCAACCAAAAUCGAAAGUUAUGUCUUGGUCGAUGUGAGGUUUCAGCAAUAAGUCUCAACGUAGUAGUGCCAUGACGGAUAACAUAUGGCUUUCAUUUCUGUUGAAAUUCCGUAGAUAAUCAUUCCCAUACGCCUCCUUGCUGGCAAGCGAUUCUUUUAUUUCUUCAGAAAAUAAACUACUCAGAAUGUGCUUAUCGACUUUGUGGGAUAUGUCUACUAACAUUUGGAUUGAGCAAAUAUUGUUCACUCUCUAAUAUUCAUUGAUUGAUUAUUGUGCAUCUUUGUUACUGCUCAAACUACAAAGUCAUUGAACGCCUGAUUCGGACACCUUUUACUUUUCAAUCAAGUAAAUGAAAGGGAAAAAAAUAUAAAUUCGUUGAAAAAUAAUAAAAACAAUAGUAAUAAAAAUGCAAUGUAAAAUAGAAAAAAGACGGAGCAUUACAUUGAAAUUACAGCAAAUACUACUCACAACAACAACAACAAUAAUAACAACAACAACAAAAAAGGGGGAAACCAAUUCUAUGUUAGCUACAGUCCGUUCUAUUGUUCCAAUACAACUUAAUUAUCUGCACAUUUUCGUGUUUCUUUUUUGUUAUUAGAUGGAUGUUGUUUUUUUUUUGUUUCUUCAACAAACGAGAAAAUUAAUAGUUAGCGAAUGAUAGAAGUAGAAUGGCUUUGCUUUGCUUUCCGUUUCAUUUGUUUAUGUACAAUAUCAAGUAAAAUAUUUAGAAAUAUAUUCCCCCAAUUGACGACGAAAAAUAAAUCGAGAAAUAUACUGAUGCAAAAAACAACCUAAACCUAAGCAAUAGAAGAAAGAAAAAAAAUGUAUAAUAAAUUUUUCAAAUUAAACUCGUAAAAAAGAUAGAGAACUGGUUCUGUAAACAUUAUACUAUACAUGCGUUGAAGCGGUGUUUCAAAGAUCAUGGGAGACAGAGAAAAAGAAAGAAAAAGGAACAAAAAAAAAACGUUCAAAAAACGUUAACUCAUUUAGAUAAACCUAGCAAUGUUUAUUUCCAGAUUUCGAAUUAUUUUAAGUUGUUGCAAAAGGAAAAUGUUCAAAAAUGUUUUGUUUUUCCUGAUUACUUUUUUUUACACGGUUAAUUUUAUUUUUAACCAUUGAUUUCAAUUUUUUUUCUAUUUUCGUUGUAGUUCAUUUUUAUAUACAAGUUCAAAAUUAUGAUAUUUAUAGAAUCAAAUCGAAAUUAUAGAAAAAGAAAGAAAAACAAACAAAUUUAUUGGUGGAGAAGAAAAUAUGGAGGAUUUUAACGCAUUCGCGUGAAAUCUUUUCUCUUUUUUUUAUUACAAACAAAGCAAAUUGAAACAAAUCAAACCAAAUCAGUUGAGCAAAUGAUAACGAAAUGAUUUAGAAAUUAAAUUGAUUGCAUUUUGGGAUGAACGAGAUAAAGAAACAUUAUCCAGAGCAUGUAAAUGGUUUGCGCUACGAAUUUUUUUUUGUAUAAACGAUAUUUCCAAAAUUAGAGAAAAUGAAAUUUAUGUUAAACAAUGCAAUGCUAAGAAUAGAAGCGAAGAAAAUAAAAACCUAUGAAAGAAAAUGGAAUGUCAUAAAAAUGAAUAUGUACAUAUAUUUUUACCUAAAAAAAAGAAACAUUGUCAUUUUUGUUUUCAACAAAAUGUGUAUUUGCAUGCAACAACAAGGAAAAAAAACUUUUUUAUGUUUAUUGCUAAAAACUAUUCUAUAGUUAUUAACGAUUAUAUGGGCUAAUAUCAAUUACAUCGCCCUCAAAUAAACGAAUAAAACAACCUUUUUUGUUCAAAAAAGUGAAAAAUUAAAAA
Messenger RNA from Sitodiplosis mosellana (orange wheat blossom midge), 4266 nucleotides. It is a transcript of the gene Ppa, whose product is annotated as F-box/LRR-repeat protein 14. Gene Ontology annotation, biological process: SCF-dependent proteasomal ubiquitin-dependent protein catabolic process. The coding region runs from base 429 to 1955 and encodes 508 amino acids. The transcript has a single exon. Gene Ontology annotation, molecular function: protein binding. Gene Ontology annotation, cellular component: SCF ubiquitin ligase complex. The record is from RefSeq and is a predicted model, not a curated record. NCBI's taxonomy places the organism in Eukaryota, Metazoa, Arthropoda, Insecta, Diptera, Cecidomyiidae.